CCCCUUCGGCACGUGACCAGCCGAGUCUAUAAAAAGCCGAUCGCAACGCUGGCAGUUUUUACUCAUUGCCCAGAUUCAGCGAACAUGGCGUCGUCGAGUCGAGUGGAUGCUCUUCCAAAAGUUACCUGCCCAAAUCAUCCUGAUGCCCUCCUUGUAGAAGAUUACAGAGCUGGUGAUAUGAUCUGCUCAGAAUGUGGCUUGGUAGUAGGUGAUCGAGUUAUUGAUGUUGGGUCAGAAUGGAGAACGUUUAGCAAUGACAAAGCCACAAAAGAUCCUUCUAGAGUUGGAGAUACUCAAAAUCCCCUGUUAAGUGGUGGAGAUUUAUCUACAAUGAUUGGCAAGGGUACUGGUUCAGCAAGUUUUGAUGAGUUUGGAAACUCAAAAUAUCAAAAUCGUAGGACAAUGAGCAGUUCAGACCGAGCAAUGAUGAAUGCAUUCAAAGAAAUAACAAAUAUGGCAGACCGAAUCAACCUUCCUCGUAAUAUAGUCGAUCGUACAAAUAAUUUAUUUAAGCAAGUAUAUGAACAAAAGAGCCUGAAGGGAAGGAGUAACGAUGCCAUAGCUUCUGCAUGCCUCUACAUUGCCUGUAGACAAGAAGGUGUACCCCGAACGUUUAAAGAAAUUUGUGCAGUGUCCAGAAUUUCAAAGAAAGAAAUUGGAAGAUGCUUUAAGCUUAUCCUGAAAGCUCUGGAAACAAAUGUAGAUUUAAUUACAACUGGAGACUUCAUGUCGAGGUUCUGUUCCAACCUGGGUCUCACCAAGCAAGUACAAAUGGCAGCUACCUACAUUGCACGCAAAGCUGUGGAAUUAGACUUGGUUCCUGGAAGAAGUCCUAUUUCUGUGGCAGCUGCUGCUAUUUAUAUGGCUUCACAAGCAUCUGCAGAGAAGAGAACACAAAAAGAAAUUGGUGACAUUGCAGGAGUUGCUGAUGUUACAAUCCGGCAGUCUUAUAGAUUGAUCUAUCCGAGAGCUCCAGACUUGUUUCCAGCAGACUUCAAGUUUGACACACCUGUUGAUAAGCUGCCACAGCUUUGAGCUGUUACUGUUAGAGAAUACUUAACCUUGUGCAAACCGGUUUGUUUUAAGUGUGUACAAAGCCUCAAUAUAAGAUUGGAAAGAACUUCUUACAAGCUUGUGAUGAACCACAUUCCAAGACUGAUAUUUCAUAUGUAUAUAGGAUUGUGUUAAAUAUUUAAUAUCAGAAUUUUUUUUUUCCCUCCAGCUCAUUGUGUUAAAUACUUCCCAACCUAAAACACAGUGUAUUCCAAAAAGCAUUACUGUAACGGAGAACCAAUUUUUCUGCUCAACCAUUGUGGUUUUGCACUGUUGGUUCUUGAUUUAAAAAUGAUGGGUAAGUAGCCUGUGAAGUAACUAAGGCUGCGUGUAAUACAACCUAAUAUCUGAUUUGGACCUUUUUACUGUAUUGUACAAUGUUUACAGAGGAUUUGUAAUUUUGUGUACAUGUUUUUAUGUGUGGAGUACAGUUUCUAUUUAAUAUAUACUUUAAAGCCAAAUGGCCUACUGUGAGCCUUUUUUUUUUUUUUUUUAGCACAAGCUAAAUCCGUUUGGCAGUUGAAGUGUUUAAUCUAGCAGUAGCUUGCUUUAAAUUGCAAUCAACCUGUGAAAAGGGGAUGUAAAUUUUUGUAUGGUUUUGUAUACUACUUAUUGCAUUGAUUAAACAUUUUGCAAGGCUUUGUAGUAAA
Molecule: messenger RNA, 1703 nt
Organism: Pelobates fuscus (common spadefoot toad)
Lineage: Eukaryota; Metazoa; Chordata; Amphibia; Anura; Pelobatidae
Gene: GTF2B
Product: general transcription factor IIB
Exons: 7
Coding region: 85-1035 (316 amino acids)
Biological process (GO): RNA polymerase II core complex assembly; transcriptional start site selection at RNA polymerase II promoter; RNA polymerase II preinitiation complex assembly
Cellular component (GO): transcription preinitiation complex; nucleus
Molecular function (GO): RNA polymerase II core promoter sequence-specific DNA binding; RNA polymerase II general transcription initiation factor activity; TBP-class protein binding
Source: RefSeq, a predicted model, not a curated record